AUGUAUAUGGCUUAUAAUAUUGAAGUUGCCCAUAGACUUUUUAAAGAAUUACAAAAAGACCCUCAUUAUCAAAAUAAGGCUUGUUUAAUUGUCAGCAAGCAGCAUCAUUAUCAAUCUUCUGAACUUAUUAAUGCUAUUGGUAAAGAAAAAGAAAAUAUCAGAAACUUCAAAGACCCUCAUUCAAACUUAAACAUUGCUAUAGUGGUUGAUAAAUUAACUACUGGAUUUAACAUGGAAAACUUGGAAAGGAUUUAUUUAGACCAACAAAUCACCGCUCCCCACAAUUUUUUUCAAAAAAUAUCGCGGGUUAACCGAAAAUAUUCGGACAAAAACCAAGGAUUUGUAGUCGAUUUGGUGGGAAAUGAAGAAACUUAUCAAAAAGUAUUAAUUGAAUAUUUUGAGGAUAAAAGUGGGGAACUUUAUCAAUUACUUUUUAAUCAUAAACAAAUUAACCAGAAGCCUUUUUUUGAUGAGGCUUGGAAUUACUGUGUAGGAAAAACCGAAGAAGCGAGGAAAGAUUUUUUUUCGGAAACUAAAUCAUUACGCCUAACCCUUAGUUCUCAGUGGUAUAUUGCGGGCAAAGAAAAAGUUGAAAAGGAGAAAAAUUUGGAAUUUGUUAAUUGGUGCUUUCGAUUAGGUUGUCAUUUUAAUUUUGAUGUUCCUGAUGAGCCAAUCAUAGAAGAUGAAGAAAAAAAACGCAUUACCGAAGCCGGAAAAGUAGAAGACGCCACAUUAAGUCCUUUAAUAGUCAACCAAGCACAAAAUUUAGCUUCAGUCGGUUGCAAACCAAUAUUUAUUCAAUCUUUUACUUCUUUGGGGGGAAAACCAAGUUUCUUUCAAACCAUAGUCAAUUCAGGAGUAAAACCAAAAUGA
Molecule: messenger RNA, 873 nt
Organism: Funneliformis geosporum
Lineage: Eukaryota; Fungi; Glomeromycota; Glomeromycetes; Glomerales; Glomeraceae
Source: the annotation of a GenBank genome assembly